UGUUAAAAUCGGGUGAGAUAUUUACGCUUUACAGUUUGUCAUCGAGUCAGUCGGUCGUGAGACACUGGUGCGAGUGGGUCGUUUUAAAAGAAAUCAAAAAAGGGAUUGCGACAAAGAAUACCAAGCGGAGUGUGUAGAACAAAAAAGAAAAAAUAUUUUUUGGCAACAAAAAAAUUCCUACAAUUGCCCAUCAAGGAAUAAAAAAAUACACAAGCAUUCGCACACGCACGCCCAGCAGAAGAGAGGGAGAGAGGAGCACCAUACCCCAAAAAGUUACGUCAAGCCUUCGCAUCGUUAAAUAAAAGAAAAAGUUCAAAAUGCUAUUCGGAGCAGCCCAAUCGGCCUUUAAAACUUUGCGCCAAACCACACCACGUGUUCGUGUGUACUUGUACAACAAAAAUGCCUACUCCACUCAGGUUGAAUACAAACCCAUUCGCUCCGUGUUGGUGGCCAACCGUGGUGAAAUUGCCAUUCGUGUUUUCCGUGCCUGUACUGAAUUGGGCAUUAAAUCUGUAGCUAUCUACUCGGAGCAGGACAAGAUGCACAUGCAUCGCCAAAAAGCCGACGAAUCCUAUUUGGUUGGCAAGGGCUUGCCCCCCGUAGAAGCCUACUUAAACAUUCCAGAAAUCAUUCGUGUUUGCAAAGAAAACGAUGUGGAUGCUGUGCAUCCUGGUUAUGGUUUCCUUUCGGAACGCAGUGACUUCGCCCAGGCCGUCAUCGAUGCUGGUCUUCGCUUCAUUGGUCCCUCACCAAAAGUUGUCCAACAGAUGGGUGACAAAGUUGCCGCUCGUAUUGCUGCCAUCGAAGCUGGUGUACCAAUUGUUCCCGGUACUGAUGGUCCUGUGACCACAAAGGAAGAAGCAUUGGAAUUCUGUAAGAAACAUGGCCUGCCAGUGAUUUUCAAAGCUGCCUACGGUGGUGGCGGCCGCGGUAUGCGUGUCGUGCGUAAAAUGGAUGAAGUCGAAGAAAUGUUUAUGAGAGCCAGUUCAGAAGCUAAGGCUGCCUUCGGUAAUGGUGCCAUGUUCAUUGAAAAGUUCAUUGAACGUCCCCGCCACAUUGAAGUACAAUUGUUGGGAGACAAGGCUGGAAAUGUAGUACAUUUGUACGAACGUGACUGCUCUGUGCAACGUCGUCACCAGAAAGUCGUUGAAAUUGCGCCUGCUCCCCGUUUACCCCAGGAAGUACGUGAUAAGAUGACAGAAGCUGCUGUUCGUUUGGCCCAACAUGUGGGUUAUGAAAAUGCCGGUACUGUUGAAUUUUUGUGCGACGAAAGUGGCAAUUUCUAUUUCAUUGAAGUCAAUGCCCGUUUGCAAGUCGAGCACACUGUGACAGAAGAAAUCACCGGUAUCGAUUUGGUGCAAUCUCAAAUCCGUGUGGCCGAAGGCAUGACCUUGCCUGAAUUGGGUUACACCCAGGACAAAAUCAAGCCUCGUGGUUAUGCCAUCCAAUGCCGUGUUACCACUGAAGAUCCCGCCAAUGAUUUCCAACCCAGCACUGGUCGUUUGGAAGUUUUCCGUUCUGGUGAAGGUAUGGGCAUUCGUUUGGACAGUGCCUCUGCAUUUGCCGGUGCAAUUAUUUCGCCAUACUACGAUUCCCUACUAGUCAAAAUUAUCUCACAUGCCAGUGACUUACAAAGUUCCGCCUCGAAAAUGAACCGUGCCCUACGUGAAUUCCGUAUACGUGGCGUCAAGACCAACAUACCAUUCUUGUUGAACGUUUUGGAGAAUCAGAAGUUCUUGCACGGUGUUUUGGACACCUACUUUAUCGACGAACAUCCUCAGUUAUUCAAAUUCCGUGUAUCACAAAAUCGUGCUCAAAAGUUAUUGAAUUAUUUGGGUGAGGUUUUGGUGAACGGACCACAAACGCCAUUGGCUACCGGUUUGAAGCCAGCCGAAGUGAAGCCACAUAUACCAUCAGUGCCUUUAGAUUUAUCACCCGAGGCUAUUGAACGUGAAACACGUGGUGAAGCUAAAGUUACCGAACCUCCAAAGGGUUUGCGUCACAUCUUAACUACUCAAGGACCUGAAGCCUUUGCCAAAGAAGUUCGUUCACGCAAAAAUCUCAUGUUGAUGGACACCACAUUCAGAGACGCCCAUCAAUCGUUGUUGGCUACCCGUGUACGUUCUCACGAUUUGUUGAACAUCUCGCCAUAUGUUGCCAACAAAUUCCACGAUUUGUAUUCCUUGGAAAAUUGGGGCGGUGCUACCUUCGACGUUGCCUUGCGUUUCCUUCACGAAUGUCCAUGGGAACGUUUGGAAGCCAUGCGUAAUUUGAUACCCAAUAUUCCAUUCCAAAUGUUGUUGAGAGGUGCCAAUGCUGUUGGUUACACCAACUAUCCUGACAAUGUUGUCUUCAAAUUCUGUGAAUUGGCUGUUCAAACUGGUAUGGAUAUCUUCCGUGUCUUCGAUUCAUUGAACUACUUGCCCAACUUGAUUUUGGGUAUGGAAGCUGCUGGUAAGGCCGGUGGUGUAGUUGAAGCCGCCAUUUCGUAUACCGGUGAUGUCAGCGAUCCCAAACGCUCCAAAUACGACCUCAAAUACUACACCAAUUUGGCUGAUGAAUUGGUCAAGGCUGGUACACAUGUAUUGUGUAUUAAGGAUAUGGCCGGUCUAUUGAAACCCCAGGCUUCCAAAUUGUUGAUUUCUGCCAUUCGUGACAAACACCCCGAUGUUCCAAUUCACAUCCACACCCAUGACACAUCUGGUGCUGGUGUUGCCUCUAUGCUGGCUUGUGCUGAAGCUGGAGCUGAUGUUGUCGAUGUCGCCGUCGAUUCCAUGUCUGGCAUGACCUCCCAACCUUCAAUGGGUGCCAUUGUUGCCUCUCUGCAAGGAACUCCAUUGGAUACCAAAUUCGAGUUGAGCGAUGUAUCAGAAUACUCCGCCUACUGGGAACAAACUCGUACCCUCUACGCACCAUUCGAAUGCACAACGACCAUGAAAUCUGGCAACGCCGAUGUGUACAUGAACGAAAUUCCUGGUGGUCAAUACACCAACUUACAGUUCCAAGCUUUCUCAUUGGGUUUGGGCGAUUUCUUCGAGGACGUCAAGAAGGCCUACAGAGAAGCCAAUCUGUUGUUGGGUGAUAUCAUUAAGGUCACUCCCUCUUCUAAGGUUGUGGGUGAUUUGGCUCAAUUUAUGGUGCAAAAUAAGUUGACAGCCGACGAAGUUUUGGAAAAGGCCGAAGAAUUGUCAUUCCCCAAGUCGGUCGUUGAAUUCCUUCAGGGUUCGAUAGGUAUACCUCAUGGUGGCUUCCCAGAGCCUUUGCGCUCUCGUGUUCUCAAGGAUAUGCCACGCAUUGAGGGCCGCCCCGGAGAGAAUUUAGCACCCUUGGACUUUGACAAAUUGAAGAAGGACCUUAAAGAAAGCCAUCCUCACGUUAGCGAACGCGAUGUCAUGUCCGCAGCUUUAUAUCCCGCUGUUACCGAAGAAUAUUUGCACUUCCGCGAAUCAUAUGGCCCAGUAGACAAAUUGGACACACGUAUUUUCCUCACUGGACCAAAGGUUGGCGAAGAAUUUGAAGUUAAUCUCGAAAAGGGCAAGACAAUCAGUUUGAAGACCUUGGCUAUGGCCGAAGACUUGACUGCCAAUGGCGAACGUGAAGUAUUCUUCGAAAUGAACGGUCAAUUGCGUUCCGUAUUGAUCCGCGACAAGGAAGCUGCCAAGGAAUUGCACAUUCACCCCAAGGCCUCAAAGAGUAACAAGAAUGAAGUUGGUGCCCCCAUGCCCGGUACAGUAAUUGAUGUCCGCGUCAAGGAAGGUGACAAAGUGGAAAAGGGUCAACCCUUGGUAGUUUUGUCUGCCAUGAAAAUGGAAAUGGUUGUCCAAGCUCCCAAGGCUGGUGUUGUUAAGAAAUUGGAAAUUACCAACGGCAUGAAACUGGAGGGCGAUGACUUGUUGAUGACCGUUGAGUAGACUGGUCCCAAUUAUCAGCCCCUCAUACUCCUCUCUCUAUCUCUCUCUUAGAAAUAGUUUUAUAUACGCUAAACGCUAAACAACAACAACAACUACCCUCACCUAUACAUAUAUACAAGUAGAAGAAAAUAAUUGUGAGCAUUAUUUUAGAAAUCUUUACAAUCGACUUGAAAAGAACAAACAUUUCUCUAUAGAGAAUCCAAGUGUUCAAACCAGUGAUAGUUGUUACAAAGCCAACCAUUCGAAAAGUUCAAAAAGAAACAAAGCGACGAAACAUCAAUUGUAAUACAUAAUAUACACGUACAUAUUUAUAUAUUUAAGCUAAAACGAUAGUACUACCAAUCUGUGUAACCCAAUGCAUAUUCAUGUUCAAACGUUUGCUGUGUUACUUUAUCACCCUUUUUAUGUUGUAUGGCUAAUCGAUUGUCCCUCACUCCUUACUUGUCUCUUAGCGGAAAGCGCACAAAACGCAGUUUGUAAGUUUGUAAUUAUAUUAAUUAUUAUUAUUACUUAUAUUAUUUUUUUAUGAUUUGUUUUCUUUGUAAUUGAUUUGUUAUCCUUGCUGUUAAGAUUUGUAGAAAAUAUUAAAAAUAUUCAUUUCGAUUCCUCUUUUUAUAGCUAUUGAUUUAAUGUAUGUAUGUUUUUAUUUUUGUACCAUUUUCAAUGUCAUACCACAAACCCCAGUUGUUAGAUUCGUUACAGCCAUGUUUUCCUUUUGUGAAAAAUCCCAUUAAACAUAACCGUUAAAAUUUGAAAAUAAAUAUAAAGACAAAUAAAUAAGAAAAAAA
Messenger RNA from Musca domestica (house fly), 4699 nucleotides. It is a transcript of the gene PCB, whose product is annotated as pyruvate carboxylase, mitochondrial. The record is from RefSeq and is a predicted model, not a curated record. The transcript has 9 exons. Bases 318 to 3911 code for a protein of 1197 amino acids. Gene Ontology annotation, biological process: pyruvate metabolic process; gluconeogenesis. Gene Ontology annotation, cellular component: cytoplasm. Lineage: Eukaryota; Metazoa; Arthropoda; Insecta; Diptera; Muscidae. Gene Ontology annotation, molecular function: pyruvate carboxylase activity; ATP binding; metal ion binding.